CCUGGUCGGACCAUGACCCCGUCGUUGGCCCAUCAUGGGCUCUACGCUCGAUGCCAACUCCAGUGCCGUGCGCAAACGCAUCGAAAAUCAUCACUUCGAAGAUGAGGAAGGCGAAGAAUAUGGCGCGUCCGCCUUUGGUGGGUUCAGCGACUAUAUGCGCCGGAAGAAGAUCAAGCUGCAGAACCUAGAUGCGGAGAUACGCUCGUCGGCCGCCGAUUGCCCUCCCAUCUUUCGAGGAGUGGUAGCCCAUGUCAACGGCUAUACCCAACCCUCAUUGCAAGAUCUACACCGCCUCAUCGUAAGCCAUGGAGGGGGGUUCCUUCAGUAUCUUGAUGGCAAGACAGCAGCGACCCAUAUCAUUGCCAGCUCGCUCACGCCCAAGAAACGAGAGGAAUUUCGAAGAUAUCGCAUUGUCAAGCCCGCCUGGAUAGUGGAAAGCGUGAAGGCCGGACGCAUGCUUCCCUGGGACGCUUUCAGGGUCGUCGACGAGGGACAAUCCCAGAAAGUUCUUAAGUUCGAUAGUGGCCAUUUUACUAGUCAGACAAACAGCCCGCAAUCCGGCUACAAAGACCAGACUAACUCCAGCUGGUAUACGGAACAGCUCAAAUCCUCGGCGAACGCCAAUUCGUCGGGAUUGAAGCCGCUUUCACCUGGAUCUCCCACGCCUUCUCAUGUGCUCAGUCAAUCCAUAAAAGAAUCGCAGUCGGAUUACGGUGACUUUCCCAGUUUCGCCUCCCUUGACGAGCCCACCGAAAAUACGUCCCUUCGUAAAACCCAUGAACUUGCCAACACGGUGGAUAGCUUAGAAACCGAUGCAACUGCACAGAAUUCCAUAGCUCCUCGUUCGCCACCUCCCCCCGAUAAUGAUCAAAGCAAUGUUACCCCUUCGCGAGCUGUUCCGAGGUCGAACAUGACCUCCGAAGAAUACAACGCCCAGCUUCUGUCAGAUGAGCGCAUGAAAAGCUCGAGUGUUGUGAAUCCCGAGUUUCUCCAGCAGUACUACAAAGAAUCUCGUCUGCACCAUCUUUCCACAUGGAAAGCUGAGUUGAAAGCCCAACUUCAGUCGGCGGCGAAAGAGAAGUCACAAUCACGAGUCGGACAGCGAAGGCAUGCCCCUGGGGCAAGAAGGUAUAUCAUGCACGUGGAUUUCGAUUGCUUCUUUGCCGCGGUUUCCACGCUUCAACAUCCGGAGUUUGAAGGGAAACCAGUUGCCGUAGCGCAUGGCAGCGGCUCGGGCUCGGAGAUUGCAAGUUGUAAUUAUGCCGCCCGAGCACACGGGGUCAAGAACGGCAUGUGGAUGAAGGGCGCCUUGCAAUCUUGUCCUGACCUCAAAGUUGUGCCAUAUGACUUUCCUGCAUACGAAGAAGCAAGCCGAAAAUUUUAUAGUGCCAUUCUCGCGAUCGACGGCAUAGUUCAAAGCGUCAGUAUUGAUGAGGCCUUGGUAGAUAUCACUUCGCAAUGUCUGGAGACUGGCGGGACCGAUGGGAAGGGCGUGUCUGAGGGCUCUAUCUAUCGCGAACAAGCCAAGGCCGAAGAAAUCGCUCAAGUCUUGCGAAUCUCCAUCAAAGAUCAAACUGGCUGUGCAGUUUCUGUUGGAAUCGGCGGCAACAUCCUGCAGGCAAAAGUUGCUCUACGCAAGGCCAAGCCGGCUGGACAAUUCCAACUCAAACCCGACGCUGUCCUCGACUUCAUUGGAAAUCUUCCCGUCCAAAAUCUUCCAGGUGUUGGGUAUAGCUUGGGGACCAAGCUAGAGGAGAUCGGUGUCAAAUUCGUCAAGGACAUCAACGAUCUGUCUCGCGAAAGGCUUACUUCUACUCUGGGGCCCAAGACGGGAAUCAAGAUGUGGGAGUAUGCUCGAGGUAUCGAUCGCACAGAAGUUGGGAAUGAAGUGAUGCGAAAGUCGGUGUCUGCGGAAGUCAACUGGGGGAUCCGAUUCGUUAACCAAACCCAAGCCGAGGAUUUCGUCACUUCGCUGUGUGGUGAACUACAUCGAAGGCUUGUCGAGAAUCUAGUGAAGGGCAAACAAUUGACUCUGAAGGUCAUGCGACGAUCAGCAGAUGCCCCACUGGAGCCCGUCAAGCAUCUGGGCCAUGGGAAGUGUGACGUCUUCAACAAGAGUAUCGUGCUUGGAAUAGCCACGAAUGAAGCCGAAGUCCUCGCCAAAGAAGCCAAUUCUAUGCUCCGAGGCUUCGGGGUCUCGCCGGGCGAUCUACGUGGCUUGGGGGUUCAAAUGACCAAACUUGAACCUCUUUCCUCAAGCACAAGUGGGCGGCUUGAAAGCAGCCAGAAGCGACUCACUUUCAAGGCUUCUCCCGUUCGCAAACCCAUGGAACAAAGUAUUGAUCCAGACAACUUGAAUAGCCCUCGCAAAGGAGAUUCCGAAUCAGUUUCCCAUGGGCCUUCAUUGAACGACAGUGCUCACAAGCCUCUCAACAUUUCGGGUAGCCAGUUUAUCAUGCCAUCUCAGCCGGACCCAAAGGUGGUUGCAGAGCUUCCGAAUGAUAUCCGGUCCAAACUUGUAGCGCAAGGCAAGCGUCGACGGGAUUCUCGGUCUGUCUCCCCGUCUCCAAUCAGUCGCCAGGCGCCUCGGCAACAACCUCAAUCAGCUGCUACAGAGCUUCCUCCUCAGUCCCAACUUGACCCGGAGACUCUAGCGGCACUCCCAGAAGAUGUUCGAGCUGAGGUACUGGGCUACUACAAUCCACCGUCAGAGAAUUCAGACGUUCAAUAUGCACCAGCCCCUGUGGAACCUUCGCGUCCGUCCUCCUCCGGGUCGUUGAAGUUUAAGAAACCCACGACACCGAUCAAAAAACGACGCGGUCGUCCGAGUUUAAAGCCGUCCGAUAAUCUCAUGCAGUCGAAAUUCCUUUUCCCUAAAGCUACGACGUCUAAUCGCCCUGAUAUAUCAGUCUCUCAGCAGCUAUCCCCUUCGGAGGACACAGAAGAAGUGUCGGCCGAAUUCCUUGCAGCGCUCCCUGAAGACAUCCGUCGUGAAGUGCUUGAGGAGCACCGACGAGCUCGCAUGCUACAACGCUCGACCAACGGUUCUACAGCAGUUCCCAGGGCAGCUCCAGCCAGAAACCUCUCGGCUCCUAUCCCUCAGACACAGGAGCCGCGACUUCAACUUCCCCCUCUCCCAGAACGACCCACCUUCACCUCGCUGAAGCUGUCCAGUUUACCAGACCUCCGUGAGACAGUCGACUCCUGGCACGCCGCCUUUGCUGAAGACGGCCCAUUUGAUGAAGACGUAAACGCUCUCUCGGGGUACUUAAAGCGAGUCGUUGCCGACGAGAAGGACAUCGACAAAGCCGUCUCCGUGGUUAAAUGGCUCAUGUGGCUCGUCGAUGAUGCGAAGGGAAAUCUAUCCCGAUCAUCUGACACAUCUUCUCUUCCAGGGCCGAGUGGAAGCUCCCAGAACGUUGUUCCGUGGGAUGAUGCCGUGCGAUCUCUUCAGCAGAGCAUUCAGGAUGGGUUAGAGGAACGGGAUCUGCCUCCUUUUGAAUUUUCUUGA
Aspergillus steynii IBT 23096 is the source of this 3511-nucleotide messenger RNA. Its product is annotated as putative DNA damage repair protein Mus42. The coding region runs from base 35 to 3511 and encodes 1158 amino acids. The transcript is spliced from 2 exons. Lineage: Eukaryota; Fungi; Ascomycota; Eurotiomycetes; Eurotiales; Aspergillaceae. The record is from RefSeq and is a predicted model, not a curated record. Gene Ontology annotation, molecular function: damaged DNA binding; DNA-directed DNA polymerase activity; deoxycytidyl transferase activity. Gene Ontology annotation, cellular component: nucleus. Gene Ontology annotation, biological process: error-free translesion synthesis; error-prone translesion synthesis.